GUCCACCCAGUUGCUGUAUACUUAGUCUAGCUCUUUAACUGCUAACAAUCUCAGUAUCAACACGAAUAUUUUCUGCGGCAUCCAAAAUUCUAUCUACCAAUACUGUUCUCAAUACUUUCUGAAUAAACUAAAGGAAUUAAGGUCAGGCGAGCUUGCUGGCCAAGGAACUGCUGAACCUCUUCCAAUAUACCAGUUUGUAUAAUUUUACUUAAGAAUUUUUGUUACUUUUCUUCUUCUUCUAUGUUAUAGAAUACUCUCUAUUCUAUGACUUAUUCUAACGGUAUUCUAACUAAGCUACAAUCAUUCAAAAGUCCAUUUAAAAGAAACCCCUUUAUUUUUUAUUUUAUUAUUUUUUAUUUAUUUAUAUUUUAUUAAGAAUUUUUGUUACUUGUCGUCCAAAGUGAGGAGGUGCGGCAUCGUGCUGAAUCAACAUUCAAGUCUUGAAGCGUAGGCGGCGGGUUCUAAACGCAAGCUAGAGGACGAGUUAUAGCUCAUUUAAAAAGUUUUUGUAUCGCUGGAUACAUAUAACUAUAAUUAUUUGUAAUUAGAAAAAAUAUUCUCGUGGAACCGGAAAUAACUACGCAAACUUACGAUCCGCCAACAUUCGACGCGUCCACAACAAACCGAUCGUUGAACCCAAAACUUCAUCACGUUUCCCAAACAAAACCCCAUCGGUAAAAUCCACAACCUUGGUGCGCCGAAAACAUCCAAACAGAAUACUUUGCGCUAUAAAAAGCGAAAGCAUCUGAACGAUUCACUUCAUUAAUUCACUUGGUGAACCAAAACCAUGAUAGUGAAAGGAGCAGCGGUUAUUUUGGGAGCGAUCCUCCUGGCCCAGGACGUGAUAUCUCACAGCUACGUAUAUGGCGGCCCGGGUUUCUUCGGCGACGGGUAUGACCCUUGCCAUUCGAAACCUCAUCCCAAAACAUUACCUUUGGUUAUAAGGCCCAAACCAUUGCCCAAACCCGCCAAUCUGGUACCGCUUGCCCCAUCCGGUGGGCCGUGUUACAAGAAACAGGUCAUCGUCAAGCCGGCCAUAGUACCACGUCCGGUACUUCGGCAGUGCGCAGUCCAGAAGUGCUGCAACAACUACGCCGCGUCCAAAGUCGUAUCGUCUGGUUGCUGUGGAGGUUAUGCCGAUAGCGUCAUCUACCAGCCACACCACCCCAACCCGGUUCACCACCCAGGAUGCACCACCAUCCAUAACUUGGAACAUAAAGUGUACGAUGGCGACUACAAGGGAAGAGUAGAAUCGAAAAUUCCAGCUGACGCGAUAUCUGUAGCGUUGGCAUACAAGAACGCGCAUAGUUUCGACACGGUCGCCGAAGAUAGGCUCCAAUACGGAUUCAGAAAGCUGCCCAUCGAGGCUAUCAAAAGUUGCGAGAAAGCUGUCCAAGACGAAGUCCACGAGGCGAACCUCUACAGCUUGAACGGGCAAGUGGUAGAACUCAAACCGGUUAAAGCGAAGAGCGCGACGUGCAAUCUAGAGGAAGAAGCCGAAGAGGAACUUCUCAAUUUGGAAGAAGAGGAAGUUAGCGAGGUCGUCCACGGCCCCAAUAGGCCCAGCUACGUGGAGCUUGGCUACCGUCCAGCUAAAGCGGUGAAGACCGAAUUCGUGAAUGUGCCAGCAUGCCAGCAAGUAGUCGAAACUACAUCGCCAGCGAGUUGCACCACCCCUUGCGACGACGGAUUCCAACCUGGAACCGUGGUGUACAAGAAGGUGCCGAAGUUCGAUCACAUUUACAGGGAGAGGGUGUUAGACCAGACCUCUUGCGAGUCGGCGGAAGUCCCGGUUAGGUACAUCAACGUUCCUCCUCCACCACCACCACCAUGUGGAUGCGGCGUCAAGAGUUACUAUUCCUCAUCGAGCCACAGCUCAGGAUCCCAAAAGCACAGCGUGGUGCUGGAGAAGCUCUGCCCGUGAUACCUCUGUGAUAUGGUUUAGUUUCGAGCGAGCGCAUCGAAGAUAUUUUAAAAUUGUGCUCUUUAAUAACAUACCUCUUCCUCAACUCGAUUAGAGAGUAACAUUUCGAUCACUUUUCAUUGAUUUAAAUUUUGAUAUUGCGUAAAAGCGUU
Messenger RNA from Cylas formicarius (sweet potato weevil), 2076 nucleotides. RefSeq lists its product as uncharacterized. NCBI's taxonomy places the organism in Eukaryota, Metazoa, Arthropoda, Insecta, Coleoptera, Brentidae. The record is from RefSeq and is a predicted model, not a curated record. The transcript is spliced from 5 exons. Bases 788 to 1924 code for a protein of 378 amino acids.